Messenger RNA from Ixodes scapularis (black-legged tick), 1078 nucleotides. RefSeq lists its product as uncharacterized. Lineage: Eukaryota; Metazoa; Arthropoda; Arachnida; Ixodida; Ixodidae. The coding region runs from base 287 to 1078 and encodes 263 amino acids. The record is from RefSeq and is a predicted model, not a curated record. The transcript has a single exon.
UUUCCUUGACUUUAGUAAAGCGUUUGAUUGCAUCAACCAUGGUAUACUUUUAGACAAGCUAUUUUCGUAUGGCUUUCGGGGAGUUUCAUUUUCAUUGUUAAGGUCAUAUUUUGAGAACCGUUGCCAAUAUGUUUCCAUAAACGAGCAUAGGUCCUCUUUGCUUAACAUUAAUUGCGGUGUUCCCCAAGGAAGCAUUCUAGGUCCCCUUUUAUUUCUUUUUUAUAUAAACGAUAUAGUUGCUAUUGACUCUGAUGUAGAUUUUAUUAUUUAUGCAGAUGAUACAAGUAUGAUCAUUUCUGAUUCAAAUAGUGAACGUCUUAUCAGCAAAACAAAUAAUGUCCUUUCAAAAUUAAAAACCUGGUGCAUAAACAAUUCCCUUCAUAUAAAUGCUAGCAAGAGCAAGGCUAUAAUAUUCCAACUACAUUCCAGAACUCAAGCAACCUCAUCCUCUCUUCUGAAAUAUGGCACUGAUAUUAUUCAAUAUGUUGAAAAUAUAAAAACUCUUGGUGUAUUUUUUUCUUAUAACAUGUCUUGGAACGACCAUAUUAGACACGUUCGCACUAAACUUUCUAGAAUAGUGGGUGUGUUAAAUAAAUAUAGAAACAUUUUACCCACAAGUGUCAAAAUUCAACUUUUUAAAUCACUAUUCUAUCCCAUCUUAUGCUACGCGCACCUAGUGUGGGGGUCUACCGGCGCAACGAACUUAAACUUGCUUCGAAUAUUGCAAAAAAAAGCUCUACGAGCCAUAGCUAAUGUCUCUUCAACCUCUCCAUCCUUGCCACUGUUUGAGAAGUACUCCAUACUUGACGUUUCAAAAAUGUAUCCACAACGAUUAAUAUUAACAUUCCAGUCUGCCAUGAAAGGUAAAUAUGAUACUUUUCUCGCUAUUGCGGACCUUCAUUUGCACGAUUCCAUUCGUCAAACACGUCAGAUACAUCCAUGGCAUAUACCACAAUCACGAACUAACUUUGGACGUCAAAGAAUUAAACAUGCACUUCCCGAGCUACUAAAUCAUAUCGCAUUAUUAGGAAUUGAUGUUAUGUCAGUGGGCAGAAAUGAUAUCUCUUGCAUUGUAUAA